AUGGGUUGCUGCCGCUCCUCGCUGCGGGCGGGGCCGGGGCCGGGGCCCCACGCGGCGGAGAAGCCGCCCCGCCACCGCCACGGCCACCGCCACCGCCACCGCCACCGCCCGCCGCCGCCACCGACGAACAACGGCCCGUCCUUCUCCCUGAACGCUCACCAGGCGGCCGCGCCGCCCCCGGCCCGGGCCGCCGGGGGGGACGUCCCGGUGUUCGCCGAGUUCUCGCUGGCGGAGCUCCACGCGGCCACGGCCGGGUUCGCGUCGGAGAACAUCGUCUCCGAGAGCGGAGAGAAGGCGCCCAACCUCGUCUACAGGGGCCAGCUCAAGGCACCCCGCGGCGCCGGCGCCCCGCCGCGCGCAAUUGCCGUGAAGAAGUUCGCCAAGCUCGCGUGGCCCGACCCCAAGCAGUUCGCGGAGGAGGCGAAGGGGGUCGGAGGCCUCCGGCACCGGAGGAUGGCCAGCCUGAUCGGCUACUGCUGCGACGGCGACGAACGCCUGCUCGUCGCCGAGUUCAUGCCCAACGAUACCCUCGCCAAGCACCUUUUUCACUGGGAAAAUCAGACUAUUGAAUGGGCUAUGCGUCUGAGGGUUGCAUACUACAUUUCGCAAGCAUUGGAAUACUGUAGUAUCAAGGGGCGGCCUUUAUAUCAUGACCUAAAUGCAUACAGGGUCCUCUUUGAUGAGAAUGGUGACCCUCGUCUGUCAUGCUUUGGUCUGAUGAAAAACAGCAGGGAUGGAAAAAGCUAUAGCACAAACCUAGCAUAUACACCUCCAGAAUAUCUGAGAAAUGGCAGGGUUACUCCAGAAAGUGUCAUAUUCAGUUUCGGCACUGUACUCCUUGACCUUCUCAGUGGGAAACGCAUACCGCCUUCACAUGCACUUGAUAUCAUGAGAGGCAGAAACAUCCAAGCAGUUAUGGAUUCACAUUUGGAGGGGAACUACUCAACUGAGGUGGCUACUACAUUGGUGAACCUUGUUUCUCAGUGUCUACAAUAUGAGCCAAGAGAUCGGCCUGACAUAAAAAAAUUGGUUUCCAUUCUGGAGCCUUUGCAGACAAAAUUAGAGGUACCGUCCUGUGUGAUGCUUGGAAUUCCAAAGCCAGUGGAAGAACCACAGGCACCUCCUACUCCACAGCACCCUCUUUCUCCCAUGGGAGAAGCCUGUUCCAGAAUGGACCUAACUGCCAUCCAUCAAAUCCUAUUUACAGCACAUUACAGAGAUGAUGAAGGGAACAAUGAGCUAUCUUUUCAAGAAUGGACACAGCAGAUGAGGGAUAUGUUGGAUGCAAGGAAACGUGGCGACUCUGCCUUCAAAGACAAAGAUUUUAAGGCAGCAAUCGAUUGUUACAGCCAGUUUGUCGAUGUGGGGACAAUGGUGUCACCUACUGUAUUCGCCAGACGAAGCUUGUGCUACCUUAUGUGUGACCAACCUGAUGCUGCCCUCCGUGAUGCAAUGCAAGCACAGAUCGUCUACCCUGAUUGGCCGACAGCAUUCUACAUGCAGGCAGUUGCACUAUCCAAGCUAAACAUGCAGAGUGACGCCGUGGACAUGCUGAACGAGGCAUCACAGCUAGAAGAGAAGAGGCAAAAGAGCACAAGAGUUCCUUGA
This is a messenger RNA of Miscanthus lutarioriparius, 1608 nucleotides long. The record is from the annotation of a GenBank genome assembly. Lineage: Eukaryota; Viridiplantae; Streptophyta; Magnoliopsida; Poales; Poaceae.